AUGAUAUCAGAAGAACAAAUGAAGCACAUACUGGAGGCCCAGCAGGCCAGCUUCAUGGCAUUACUCACGGAAAUGCAACGAAAUUGGGGACCGGCAUCCAGAGAGAACAAGAGGAAACAGGUCGAACAACGGAUCAACGAGUUCGUUUACGAUCCAGAGGGAGGCGUAAAUUUCGAAGCCUGGUUUCGAAAGUACGAAGGACUGUUCGAAGAGAAGGGAGCAGAACUGGACGACAAGACGAAAGUGGAAAUCAUUCUGCUAAAACUGGCCCAGCGGGAACACGAGCGGUACGUAAAGUUCAUUCUGCCUCAGAAACCAUCAGAUGUCUCGUUUAAGGACACAGUCAAGCAUCUGAAAGCAUUGUUCUGUUUUACAAAGUCGUUAUUCAAUCGACGUUAUGAAUGUUUCAAGCUAGAACGUAAGCCUGAAGAAGACUAUUUUGACUUGGCCGGUCGAGUUAGUGAUACUUUUUAACAAGCCGAGCUAGAACAGGCCACCAGCACACAGAUUAAAGCACUAUUCUUCAUUAAGUCGUCGACGUUGCCAGAAGAUGCAGAUGUGCGCACGCGGUUACUCGCCCAGCUAGACCAGAAAGGCGAUAUGACAGUACAGGAACUGGCAGAGGAAUGUGUCCGAAUCACAAAUAUUAAGCAAGACACCCGGCUUAUUGGAAGCACAAAUAGUCAGCCAGUUUACGUUUUCGACACAAAGUCGAGACAACCACAACCAAAUAGAGUUUCUCCACGGAAGCCAAAGACGGCUUGUUGGCUGUGCGGCGGCUGGCACUACGUGAGUGAAUGCCCCUACCGUAGUAGGAAGUGCUACAAAUGUUCCCGUGUUGGCCAUAAAGCUUCACAUUGCAGAGCAGCGCACACUAGCCCAAGAAAGAAUUGCCAUGUCGUUUUAGAAGACGAUUCGCAUGUACUCAACUGUGAACACCGGAAAUACCUGACAGUGAAGAUUAACGAAAAGCCGAUCACAUUACAAGUAGACACGGCUUCUGAUCUGACCAUAAUAAGCAUGCGCACAUGGGAGGACAUCGGUUCUCCAGAACUGACACCAUCAGAGAUCCUAGCGUGGGCGUCGAACGAGACGCGUAUGGAAUUUGAAGGCGUUUUCCAGGCGACUGUCAGUUUUCGAAACAUGACUUGCCUCGCAGAUGUCUAUGUGUCGAAGACCCGUAACAAUCUUCUCGGAAAUAAGACGAUCUCCGAACUGGGAUUGUGGAACCGUCCCUUUGACGAAAUUUGCAGCGCGGUGCGCAACACUACUGAGGAGGUCCUGAAGAAUAAGUAUAUGGAACGCAUGGAGAACGCGGCCGGCCGGUGCACGAAAACGAAGAUAAGUUUGAAAGUGAAGCCGGAGAAACAGCCAGCUUUCAAGCAGAGCCGACGAGUCCCGUUUGCGGUACAGUCGUCCGUAGAAGCUGAACUAGAAAGACUACAGGAAAAGGGCAUAAUCUAUCCUACCAAUUAUUCAGCUUGGGCUGCUCCAGUCGUGGCGGUGAAGAAACCCAACGGACAAAUACGAUUAUGUGCGGAUUAUUCAACGGGCCUGAACGACGCACUAGAAGAUUAUCAUUACCCGCUGCCAACCUUAGAGCAGAUUUUUGCUACUCUAAAUGGAGGGAAAGUCUUUGCAAGGAUCGAUCUAUCCGAAGCUUACUUGCAAAUUGAGGUGGACGAGAAAUCACAGGAGCUUUUGACCAUAAAUACGCAUAAGGGUCUCUUCAGAUACACUCGCCUAAACUACGGCGUGAAAACGGCGCCUAGUGUGUUCCAGCAGAUUAUGGAUACGAUGCUUACGAAUGUUCCCGGGACUAUUGCAUAUCUGGACGAUAUUUUGGUUGUCGGUAGCUCAGAGGAAGAGCUGACUCAAAGGCUGGACCAGGUUGUGGACAAUCUGAUCGACUACGGCCUUAAGGUCAAUAUGGAGAAAAGUGAAUUUUUGCGGAAGGAGAUCCACUAUCUCGGGUUCAUAGUCAACGAGAAUGGGCGUGCCCCUGACCCAGAGAGGGUGAAGGCAUUCCAGAACAUGAAAGUGCCGAAGAACACGAAGGAGCUGCAAUCGUUUAUGGGGUUGGUCAGCUACUACGGUCCGUUCAUCACUGGGUUGCACAGUUUAAAACCUCCACUCAGCCGACUUCUGUGCAAGGACGUGGAGUUUGUUUGGUCUCCAGAAUGUCAAAACGCGUUUGAUGCCAUAAAGACAAAGAUAUGCGACUCAACUAUGCUAUCGCACUUCGAGGCUGACAAAGAAACCAUUGUCCAGGCAGACGCCUCUGAUUACGGUUUAGGCGGAGUGCUCCUUCAGAAGGACGCAGAUGGGAGAGUACAGCCAAUCAUGCAUGCCGCCAGGUCACUGACGAAGGCAGAACGGAAUUAUAGCCAGAUUGAAAAGGAGGCACUGGCCAUUAUCUUCGCCGUACAGAGAUUCCACCUGUUUAUUUAUGGCAGACCCUUCACACUGCGCACUGAUCAUCAACCACUGAAGUUCCUUUUGGGUACUAACCGUGGUGUUCCCCAGAACGUAGCUAGGAGAAUACAACGCUGGAGUACUAUUCUUCAAAACUAUGACUUUCAGAUCCAAUAUGUGCCCACUCAGAAGUUUGGAGCUCCGGACGCUUUAUGACGACUGAGUACAGGCAACGAGAAUCAAGAAGACGUGGUUGUCGCCAGUACGCUAAUGCAAGAUGAUGACGAGUUUAGAGGUGCCAUCCGACAGUUGCCGCUCACAGCCGAGCACAUCAGGGCCACCACUGCAGCAGACCCACUUUGGCGCCAGGUGAAAGAGUUUAUUCGGAACGGUUGGCCCAGCGACGACAAAGUACACCCAUCGAUAAAGCCUUUCAGGAACAGAAAGGAACAGUUGUAUAUCACGGAAGACUGCAUAAUGUACGAUGGUAAAGUGGUGAUUCCAACCAGAUAUCAGCAACAAGUUUUGCGGGAGCUCCAUGCCGGACAUCAGGGUAUGACCCGCAUGAAACAACUGGCCCGCAAGUACGUAUAUUGGCCGGGAAUUGAUAACGACGAGGAAUCUUUCGUUCGAAGCUGCGGCCCGUGUGGACGUGAGGCUAAGAACCCACCGAAAGUACCGCCCGUGCCAUGGCCAGAGGUAACGAGACCUUGGAGUAGAGUCCAUAUGGACUUUGCGGGUCCGUUUUUCAACCGAAUGUUUCUAAUAGUUGUCGAUGCAUGGUCCAAGUGGCUAGAAGUUUUCGACGUCUCGGCAGCUACUGCUGAUAUCACGGCAAGGAAGACGGAAGAACUAAUAGCGAGAUACGGCAUCCCCACGGAGAUUGUGACGGAUAACGGCACUCAGUUCACGUCAUCAAUUUUCCAACAACUGUGCCAGAAAUGGGGAAUUCGACAUGUGACGUCACCACCAUUCCAUCCACAAUCAAAUGGCCAGGCAGAACGGUUCGUCGACACGUUCAAGAGAGCGAUGAAAAAGAUGUGGAACACUGGUGUUAAACUGGAGUAUCUCAACACAUUGCUCUUUGCCUAUCGAACAACUCCAAAAAGUGAUCUUGGGGGCCAGACACCAGCAGAACGGUUUUUGGGACGACAGCCGGAUACGCGAUUACAGUACCUACAACCGGAAGCUCGAGUUCCACAAACAACAAAAUAGUACUUUCGCGAGGGAGAGGAGGUGUUUGCUCGCAACUACAAAGCCGGAGAGAAGCCCUGGAUAGAAGGCAUAAUAAGAAAAUCCAGAGGUGUUGUGUUCGAGGUGGAGACAGCAGCUGGAAAAAUAAAGAGGCAUGCAAAUCAGCUCAGGACUAGACACACCAGAGACAGUCAAAUGGCACUGGACUUGCUGUGUGAUACCUUUGAGGUUCCAACCCCCACGGUAGACAGUCAGAAAACAUUACCCGUCGUUCGUAGAAGUAGCAGAAGAACGCAACCGCCAAGGAAACUGGUCUUGGACCCGAAGAAGAAGAGGUACGAGGUCCAACUUUCAAAAGCGGGAGGUGUUAUGGAGAGUGAAAGCGGCGUAGAGACACGGCCUAGGGCGCCAAACAAAGGACCAAGUGGGCGACGUGAGUCACGCGCGAAGUUAGACAACCGACCGGCGCGCACUGCAGCGCCGAGCACGCGUGGUGGCUUUGCUCACGUGUGCGGCCCAAUCAAUGGAUGGCCGAACAUUCCAGACGUUUCCGCGGCGGGGCUAUCGCGCACGCGGUGGCCAAUCAGCGACCAGCACGCUCGGGACAGGAACAUUCUAGAACGCCCUCUACGACUGUCACGUCAUUGGACGGAAUGUUCCAGAACGCACGGGAGCCAAUAAAUAGCACACUUUCUUACGAGUUGUAACUCCCUCCUGUCCGCAAGUCCCAAUAAAGUGCUUGUCCUCCGAACCGGCUCUCUUCCUGUCCUACCUUCCUACCGGGUCAUAACACUUGUCAUCGGAGAUUUCCACACCCUCAGCCGUUCGCAGCAGUGGGACAGGAUAUUUGUUCCGUGUGCUCUGUCUUAUGUAGCUGUAAAAGAUUUUUGGAUUAAUCAUGGCACGGUUCAAAAGAUUCUUUUCUAAAGCUUUCCUAUCUCUGGCGAUGAGAAUUUUGACCCGAUUUCCCUGUAACUUAUAACUGCUCAGGGAUUCUGGAGUGCGAUCCGUCAGCGAUCUUUUCCAUAGCUUCCUCUUCUUGUUACCUUCCUUCUUUAAGGACGGAGUCAACCAGCGAGGCCUAUUUGUUAGUCUUCUGCACAUGAUUGGCAGUGGUUGGAGAUGAGGUUGUGGACUAACUCUUUGAACUGACACCAAGCCUCUUCGACAUCGCCGGAGAGAGUGGAUGCCCAGUCGAUAGGAAUAAGAUCCUUUUUCAUCUGUUCGAAAUAGCCGCGCCAAAUAUUAGGUCGGGAAUCGAGCGGUUGUGCAGGAAGGGAGAAUAACGUGUAUUCCCACAUGGGAACUACAUGGUCACUCUGACCCAACGGGGGGAGGCAAUUCACAACGUCGAUGUUGUCAGACGACUUGGUGAACACAAGAUCGAGGCAGUUCAUCUGUUGGCCCUCUCGAACUCUAGUUGGAAACAUUACGUGUUGUGUGAGAAGCAGGUUGUCGGAGGUACGCAGUAGCUGCUGGUCAAAUGCUGCUUCAGAGCAGUCGGCUGAGGCCGAGCUCCAGUCGAUGUGAGGUGCAUUAAAAUCUCCAACGAUGAGAGUGGUCGGCUGCGUUGAAAAUAGCCUAAGCUCCUCCAGCAUUUGGGCAUCAGCGUCAGGGUCAUUUGUCGGGGGGCGAUAUACUGUCAAGAUAUCGAGACUUUGAGAGCCCGGUGCCCUUAUGGUCAGCCAUAAUGCUUCGGUACUACAAGUCAGUUGGGCGGUUUUUUCUGAAACGUGCAAGCCGUUCUUAGCAAAUGUUAUUAUGCCUCCACCCCUUCUGUUUUCUCUGUCUCGGCGGAACAGUUGAAAUCCAGGGAGCAUAAGCUCUCUAUCAUCAACCUGUUCGGACAACCAUGUUUCUGUUAUUGAGAUAACAUCUGGAUGGAGGUCGUAGGUAUGGAUACGGAGUUCGUCCAGUUUAGAAAGUACACUUUGCGCGUUGGUAUACAUGAAUAUGAGUUUCGAGUUCAUGAGAGAUUUGUUUUCAAACCCGACACGGGCUACUGGGGUAGCUGUGCAGUCAUUCGGAUCGGCUUGGUCCAGAGGGGAGCGGAAUGUCGUUUGACUAUCCGGUCGUUGUAGAUUGUCAAGUCUUUUUCUCCGUUGGUUUGUCGUGUUCUCAAUUCUAGGACAAGUUCGCGGCGUUUCAUUCUCUCUGCAGGUGAGUAGUCCGGCUGAAAAAACACUCCUUUAUGGGAAUGUUUCAGUCGAAAACAUCUGAAAAGGAUUAGUUUCGCCUGUUCAUUGCUACCUAGAACAAUUUUCAGGGGUCUUGGUCGUGUCUGUGGAGCGGCGGUUAAACGGCUAUCAAGACGAAACGCCUUUAGGACUGUGACAUUUUCUGUUGGUUGCAGCAUUUCAUUGAGGAGUUUCUGGAAUUGCUCUAAGUCAGCAGCGAUUCGUUCCCUGGGGGAACUGGCGGAGGACUCUGCGAAGCCCUGAAUUAUGACACAGUGGUUUUUGUUAAGCAUUCCUCUGUUUUCUGCGAGGUUUUUUAAUACCGUUAAAUGGCCGUUCAUGAAACGUCAUGUAUCUGCAUUUACGAAUGUGGCUUGUACAUUUAAGAAUAUGGCUCAAAUCCACUGCUUAAUUUUAUGAACCUCACAUAGUCUCCUCUUAACACCGUAGAGAAAUGCAUGGUUUUCCGUACACGGAAAAUAUACAGCUUGCAGUUUUGAAAUCCCAAAUACAAAUGUAACAGCAGGUCGGGUUCAAAAUUAUACGUGAAUUAUAACGGUUUUUUAAAACCGAAUUAUACUCUUCUUUUGAGUAUUAAAUUGAAAAAAGACGUGAUUUUCUACGGAAUAUGUAAAAUAAUAAAUAUUCUUAUGCAUGUUUUCCAUGAAAUAUAAUCGAAUUUUCAAGGGCAUGGAAAUUCAAUGAGAAAAUUGCAUGCUACUUGAGUCGUAAUUUUUUGCAGAGUAUAAUACAUUUAUGCAGCCGAAAAUAAGUUGAUUCGAUAGCCGACACCCUGAGGUAACUGGAUUAUUACAGACUUAUGUGGCAUCUUUAUUAGUUUUACAACACAACUUAAUUUAUCUUUUCGAAACGAGAACGCAUUUCGAAAUGUAUGUUGACAUUUCAGGAGUUAGCACAUCUACUGUAGAUGCGCCAACGAAAUAUUCGGAAUAUACAAUUACAAAAUUAAUGUGUUAUUAUGGUACAAUAUAGGACACUUAUGUGCUUCUUUCAAAAACCAUGAAAACAUUAGUUCUGGUAGCCUAACGCCCGUUUUCUUUCAACAAUAGAUUUCUCCCACCAGUAGUUCUGCUUCGAUUGCUUAUUUUACGCUUUUGUGUUUUGAAUAGAACAGCAGUCAACGAUCAUUGUGGAGACGGAAACAACGACAUUAUUGAAUUACGGUAGUAACAUUCACAAGUGUACUUAUGUAUGCCAAAAUGCAGUUACAUAUUGAAGUGUUAGUUUUAUGAUCAGAUUGCCAUUGCAUGGCAUAGAACACACCUCGUGUUACAUUUAACUGUGCAAGUUCUCUCUACAUCCUCUUGUUUGUUUGACUUUUAUCCACGGCAAUUUUGGCCCCAAACCUGUCCACAAACAGUAAUUACACCGACAAUAUUGGCUAUAUUAUGUUAGUAAACAUUCAAUCCAGGAUUAGACCACGGCGACAUCCUUAAUUUUAAGUUUUCAGAUCUUACUGAAGAUUGAAAAGUCACACUACGUAAUACAAAUCUUCUGUUCCAUAAUGGAGCUCUGAUCUAUAAUUUUCGGACAGAGACUAGUUAUGCGAAACACUGGGCCACUAUAAAUGGCAAUAAACUCGAAAUAAUAUAUUUAUAUCUGUCUUGUCAUGCUGAAAUUCGACUGCUUUUAAAUGCAUGAGAAAAUGCGAAGUCGGUGGCAGUAUGCCCCUUCAUCGGACUAAUGAGACCUCAUGUAUUCGAGAAUUAAAUGACCUCCAAAAUAUGCAAGCACCGUAAAACCUGAGCAACCGGUAUUAGCAUUUAAGGUAACUCUCAACCACAUGGUAAAAUAUCUAUCGAAAUUGAUCCUAGAACUUAGUUAUUUUGACAUUUUCACUCUUACAAAUGCAGCUAAGCUUUGAUUCUGACAAAAGUUGUCACUGUAUGCAAGCACAAUAUCCUGGAAGAGUUCAUCCUAAAGCUGGCAUAGAGCACAUAAAACGUCAGCCGAAAAAUAUAUGCCGCCUAACUGGAAGUGAUCACACGGUUUAUUAGCAUGCAAUUUGCAUUUGAUUGAUGCUAUUGGCCGAAAAUACACUGAAUUCAUUGCCCGCCUAACGCUGUUUAUACAAUCCAAAUAUAUCUCCUUAACGCACAAAGCCUUAUUAGAUUUUGGGUCAGCUACAUGACAAUUCUAACGUCGUUUCUGAUGAUGUCUCCUAUGUGCAACAGGGAAGGGUGGCAGCAUGGAAAGUGAAUUCGUUUAUUUGUGAUAGUGGACAUGCGUUGCAUCGAACGCACUCUACACUUAUCCCCUAUCUGCUCCCGAGUGACAAGACAGAGUCAAGGAAACCGGAGACUUCAGAGGGCACAUUUGACUGACAGGACACAAACGCGCACCUUGGCGUACAACUAAACACCCUGACCCACCACAUACAAUGAGUAGGAUUUUUAUACAAGAGGAAGGUAGCGCAUUUACUGCAUGGCCCGUUUUGGGGAGGCAAGAUUGCAGUACAUCCUGAGGAACACUCAGGAGAUUAGACUUAAAUACAUAGUGACUUCCGAAGAAUGUUCAUAAUUAAAUUGGCCUCUUGUGAAGCUUAACCCAACUGCAAUAAUAAGGCCUAACGAGUCAAAGUGAUACAGGUAGAAAAUCGAUAGGUCUUCGGGUUUGUCCGUUCAACCUUUUAUGGACAUAACGCGGAUAUUGAUAAAUAACGUACAGUAAAUCAAGCACCGCACGAUGUGGUGGUAGUAUUUUUGAGAAAUAAUACUUAUGAAGCAACAUUUGCAUCCGUUUUCUAUCGUAACGUUGCUGGCUGUGUUGCCCAUACUAUCUGACAUGUUGUCGGCAGUGGUGCAUAGUAUAAUCUGUCAUAGACCAGCUAGACCUCUCCGCCUUCUGAACGAAUCUGGGCAGGUAAAUGGAUGAAUCAGUCUGUGAACUGCUCUGUUGGAUUUCAGUUGAUGUGACUAAUAUAUAUUCAGGUAGUGAGUAAGAGGUCACUUAAACUAAUCUUAUUAGUUUGACACCGAAUUAUGUGUUGGCUAGAGCGCACCAGAAUUGCCCAUCACAAUUCUUCUUCACCGCAUUAAAAAUACUGGAUUUGAGAAUGGCUCAUUAUUGCGUACAAGAAACGUCUACCGCGUUUUGCAUAGAACUAUCGAGAAUUGAGAUUAGAAGAUCAAUUAACUUAACAUUCUUAAAAACAUCCCUAAGAAAUAGCCGUCUUACAUGCUGUUAUAAAUAGUUUCGUUGGCAUAUCCUUACAAAUGUUAGGAUUCGCGCUAUUUAACACACGGUUUUAUGACUUUUAUUACAGAUGAUCCGUGCUCUUGUCCAAACACACGUAAGAUGAUAUGAUGAUGACGUUCUUGUGUUUGUUUUGCAAAAUAAUAUGCGAAUUAAAUUUUAUUUUUUAGCUGAAGCAUCGGAAGUUUCAGCCUGCAAAUCAACGGGUAAGUCUUACUUAACUUGAAACAGAAUUUCAAACUAAUAAUCAAUUAACAUCACACAUUUUUCUUAAAAAAUAAGCAACAUUCGACUGCUCAGAUUCAUGCCAAAAAUAA
Messenger RNA from Spirometra erinaceieuropaei, 9319 nucleotides. The record is from the annotation of a GenBank genome assembly. Lineage: Eukaryota; Metazoa; Platyhelminthes; Cestoda; Diphyllobothriidea; Diphyllobothriidae.